AUGGAUGCUUUCGAAAUAAAUGACAACAUCAUUCUAAAAGGAACCAAUUUCACAUCCAAGCCAUUAUUUACUGCAUUUAAUGAAGCCGAGUUUGAUACUAUUGCCACUAAUCUUAUGACAAGAUAUGGCAAAUCUAUAACAAAUGGGAGACCAAUAAAGGGAAAAGAACGUCUAAUUUACGAGAAUGAAAAUGGGUAUGGUUCUUUUCUGAAAUGGAUCCCUAUUCCUUUACAACCUUUCUAUAAGCCUUUUUUUAAAUCAGUUUUACUAGUGGUCGGUAGUGAUAACAGUAAGAACAUAGUCCUUACUUCUCCAAUAAAGAGGAAGGUAUGGAAAGUAUUCAGCUCUUCACAAUACCCGUUAAAAAAAUUUAGUGCUAGGGUAUUGCCAGAAAUCGUAGAGAGGUUUGAAAUGUUUACAGCAUUAAACUAUGACGCAAACCAAACAAAAUUGGAGGAGGGUUGGCAUAAAACGGUGAAAAUUAGGAAACGUAAAAAGGUUAAAUUAUACAUUGUUCCAAAACCAUUGGAAUAUUUCCCCAUUCUGUUCAUUGGUUGUUCUCAACAUAACAUAAAACAUAUGUAUGACAACAUAACAUCCCUUCUAAGAGCUAGCAAUGAACCGCGCCUUUAUACACCAUACGCUUUCAAUGAAGCCCUUCUUAGACCUUUAGUUUUCAACAUUGCUGGAGACCGGCUUUUAUACCGACAGCGUCUACCCAACGUGGAUGUGACCGAUGAGGAAUACUUUUACCUUAGGGAAGAAUUUUUAUAUGACAUGAGGAGAUAUUUGGUAUCAGAUUGUAGAUGUCGUUCAAACACUGAACUUAUUCCUAAGGAUCCACCGGCGCUAGAAUAUUCUUGGGUUUGGGCAGAUAUGUAUUUUAACAGAUACAACUGUUAUUUUCCAGUUGGUAACAUUUAUCGCAGUAGUUAUAAUGCUCAAUUUCGUGGUCUACCAAUGUACUCACAAACUCAAAGCGAAUGUAAUUGUCAAUCAGAUUUAAAAGAUACAGAAGGAAAUGCACUUGGAAAGAUUAGUAGCAAUAAGAAUCCGAGAAGUUUAAAGGGAAAUAGUAACACUCAACUACCUGUUUGA
Molecule: messenger RNA, 1098 nt
Organism: Maudiozyma saulgeensis
Lineage: Eukaryota; Fungi; Ascomycota; Saccharomycetes; Saccharomycetales; Saccharomycetaceae
Source: the annotation of a GenBank genome assembly